AUGGGGGCUAGUGGGGAGGAUCCAGGUGCAUGUUAUGGGUCCAGGGCAGCGACCCAGUCCAUUUGUCCUUUUCAAAGUGUGGCCUGGGACACCUCCUAUCCAGCCAUACGCCGCCCAGGACUGGCUCAACAGCUCCACCCUCCACUGCUGUUCACCCAUGACACGUCACUUCCCACCCGCCACUGCUGGCUCACCUGUGACACCCCAGGCAGCUCAGAUGCCCGGCAGGUCCUGCUGGUAAGAGGGAGGCAGGAACCUGUCCUGUCUGGGACCCGGGCAUUGCUGGGUGCCGGAGGGACCUGGGACCUCAGCCACGCUGGGAGCUGGCCUGUCGUACGGGCGGUGCCUGGCAGAUGUGGACGGGCUCCGCAGGCUCCUGGUGGUCCACCCCUGCCUUCGUGCCAUCCUUCCUGGGAGUCUCCUGGCCAAGGAGGACUCAAGGCCUGUCCCACCUGUGCCCAGGGCUCACUGUGGCUCCCUUCAGCGGGGCUCUGCUCUCUCCCCGCCUGCUUCCCCUCCAGCUCCUGGGCUCUGCCCCAGCAUCCCCCCGAGCCUCUCCCAUUCCUGGCCCCAGCCUGGCCAGGGAUCCCAGAGGAUGCCUUCACCAGCCCAGCCCCUUGCCUGGUGGAUCACCACUCCUGUCUCCUGCUGCUCUGCCCCCUGCCCCGGGCCUGGGAAACCUGGGAGGACCCUCAGGGAGGGUCAGGGAUGUGUGACGCCAGCAGGAGGCCGACGAGUUCCCUGGCAGGAAGCACACUGCACGGGGAGCCUGCCGCCAUGCUGCCACUCUCAUGCCCCUGCGGGGCCGCAGAGAGGGAUGCCUAGGGCGGGGUGGGCAGUGGCUGCCGUAGGGGAGGCGCUCUGGGCAGUGCUGUUCCCUGAGAAACUGCAGCCCCAAGGGGCCUGGGCAGGGCCUGGCCUGACUGAGUGGGGUUGAGGGGGAGGUAGGGUGGGUGUGCCCUAUGAUGUAGGGCCUGCUGCGCCCUGGGGAGGGGACCCAGUGCAGUGAUGCCCAAGUUCCAGCGUUCAGACUGCCUGGGAGCCCUGAGACUCCCUGACCCAGCAGGACACCCCUUCCUGGGUGAGGGGGAGAGUGGGGUGGGCCAGAAAGCCCACCCAGACAACUGAGACCCCUCCCCACCUGCUACCCCAUCUGCUUGGGCCCAGGAAUGGAGGGGCCAAGGCAGACCCCUCAACAUACAUGCUGAACCCUGAUGUGUAGCCGCCCACACACCAUGAGCCCAGAUUGUGGCAUUCAGUAUUUUUUCUGACAUCAAAACAGUCUUGGCAGGGCACGGUGGCUCACACUUGUAAUCCCAGUACUUUGGGAGGCCGAGGCAGGUGGAUCACCUGAGGUCAGGAGUUUGAGACCAGCCUGACCAACAUGGAGAAACCCCAUCUCUACUAAAAAUACAAAAAAUUAGCUGGAUGUGAUUGUGGGCACCUGUAAUCCCAGCUACUUGGGUGGCCGAGGCAGGAGAAUCACUUGAACCAGGGAGGCAGAGGCUGUGGUGAGCCGAGACCACACCAUUGCACUCCAGCCUGGGCAACAAGAACAAAACUCCAUCUGAAAAAAAAAAAAUACUGAGCCAGUCCAUGUGCAUUAUCUCAUUUCUGGUGGACUCUUCCCGAUGUUAAUUUCACCUGAGAUAUUUAUGCAUGUGCUCAUGUGAACACACACGUGCAUCAGCACACACUGGCCUGCUCACGCACACACCUGCAAGUGCUGCUUCCAGCCUCCUGCCACGAGGCCGGCCCGGCUCCCUCCCUGUGGAGUGGGCUCUGCCCACGGGGCAGAUGGACUAAGACGAACACUCGUUAAGCCCCCCAGAAGUUGCCUGGCUUGGCACUCUCUGCAAUGUCUGAGGCGGGGCUCACUCGCCCAUUUGACAGAUGGAGAAACUGAUGCUUAGAGAUGUGGAGUGAGUGCCUGAGGCCAAGCUGCAAAAGGCAGAGCCCCCGACUCCCCCAGCGCCCCCGGA
Molecule: messenger RNA, 1982 nt
Organism: Pan troglodytes (chimpanzee)
Lineage: Eukaryota; Metazoa; Chordata; Mammalia; Primates; Hominidae
Exons: 2
Coding region: 1-825 (274 amino acids)
Source: RefSeq, a predicted model, not a curated record